ACAGUUUACAUACUAGAUAGUGUAUGUAACUAGAGUAAACAACCCGCUAUUGAAAUAUGCUGAGAUUGCACCAUGCCUCCCUUGCAUCGAGCUCAGUUAGUUAAGCCUUAGGGUUAAGCUUCUUGUCUACCAACGGCAGGCGGUCAAGGGUCAUUACCGUGUCUACGCUCCUGCCCAAUCAGCAUCCCGGGGCCGUAUACUGGUCCCUUGCUCGCCGUCGCGACUUAAACAUCGCGUUGAUUGUUUUCACUUCCUUCUUCUUUCAUCCUUCCUUUCUCAUUCGAAUCCAUCUCAAACUCUCGUUUACCUCUACAAAUCGCGUUUUUUCAUCAACCAACGGACUCGCGACAAAGCAAUACCCCGCUCAAUUCAAUUAUUCAAUCAAUCACAUUCGAAAUGGGUGACCACUCUGUAACUGAUUACAAUGACCCUGCUGCCAAUGCCCCCGAUGCAGCUGCUUACGAGAAGGGAAAGGGCAAGGCUGCUGAAGCAUAUGAUGAUGUGAACAUGGGUGAAGAAGAUGAUGAGGAGAGCUCUGAGGAGGAGGAAGAUGAAAUGGGUGCCGAAGAUGACGACGAAGAUGAAGGCGACAACCUCGAACCUAUCUCAACUGACAACAUCAUCGACAGCGGCCGUCGCACUCGCGGCAAGCGUAUCGACUUCGCCGAAGCCGCUGAGAAAGCCAAGGCAGAAGGCGACGAUCCUAUGGACGACGAAGACGAGGACGACGAGGAUUUCCACGGAGAAGACAAUGACGGCGAUAACAUGCAGGAAUAAAAGUUACCAAUCGCGACGACGUGCUGCUUGCAUUAUGGAGAUGGGGUUACGGCUGCUCUGGGGUCUUCUGACUUUGACGCAUUGAUUAUUUUCGAAUAUGCGACAGGAGAUAUGUACAUGGGAUAUGCAGUGGUCUCGAUAAUCCACGAAAGGAGACCGUGAUACUACCCAAACAGAUGAUAUUUGAGAUUACGCAUUGCAGUGCUAUGACAAAGCAAUAAAAGUCACUACAUGUGCGUC
Molecule: messenger RNA, 1017 nt
Organism: Talaromyces stipitatus ATCC 10500
Lineage: Eukaryota; Fungi; Ascomycota; Eurotiomycetes; Eurotiales; Trichocomaceae
Exons: 3
Coding region: 397-777 (126 amino acids)
Source: RefSeq, a predicted model, not a curated record